Messenger RNA from Grosmannia clavigera kw1407, 690 nucleotides. RefSeq lists its product as uncharacterized. The record is from RefSeq and is a predicted model, not a curated record. The transcript has 4 exons. Lineage: Eukaryota; Fungi; Ascomycota; Sordariomycetes; Ophiostomatales; Ophiostomataceae. The coding region runs from base 1 to 690 and encodes 229 amino acids.
AUGCCUGACUGCCAGAGCCCCAAGACCUGGAAAGAGGACCUGCGUCUCCGUGAGGAGUUCUGCUUGGCCCACCUGUGCCGCAAUGGCGACUGCGCUUCUAAUGUAGAGGACAUGCAUUUGUACUGCGAUGAACACGAGUGCUCCAAGCCCGGCUGCGUUGCCCGGAUUUCUGGAAACAGUCUCUGUCAUGAACAUGCCAUUCUGCAAAACACACAGACCAUUAGAGAAGCUACCAAGUCCGAGUCACAGGGCUGGAUCAGAACACUGCAGCCUCGUGACUACAGCCCAGCAGCUGGCCAACAAUAUACGUUGCAUAUGCGUGAUGGAGGUCGCCGCUAUGAGAUGUUACCACCAUCUCCGCCGGCUCGAGCCUUUCCGUCCCAUCACCAGCGGUACGAAAGUCGCCCGUACGGCCAUCCGCCGUCUCCGGAAACACCCUUCGAUUCGCCGGCGUCAGAUAUUGAUGAAGACGAAGUGCUACCAGGCCACAACAAUGGUCCAUCUGAUCCGGUACGUGGCAACAUCGGAGUCGGAGCGAGAGCCAACAGCGGCAAUGGUAGUGGGGUUUUGCCUGCCGGAGUCAUCCUUCAGAAGAGGGAUGCACCAGUCGACAAGCCGUCAUCACUGAACGUUCAGAACAUGCAAGGAGGGCCUGGUCGCGUCGGAGGUGGCACAAUCCAGCGGCCUUAA